AUGAGAGACGAUCCCCAGACUCUCUCGCAGUCGGCUGGAGACCCGACCCUGCAGGAGUUCGGAUGGCGGAACACGCCAAGGAUCAAUUUUGCCCCGGAGCGACGGAUCUUUCCGUUCUCCCCUGUGAUCGCGCUUCUUGUUGUGAUCCUCCUUGUCGAGGUCUUGGUCGCCCUGACGUUCUACGGCAGGCUUCAGGACGCGCGGGCCGAGGCGCUAACGGCCAACGACCGGCUCGUGUCGGUUGAGCGGGCACUUCAGCAGGAGCGGGCCGCGACGGCCGACGUAGCCGCUAAGAUCGAAGACAUUGAAGAAGAGAUCAAGCAGACUGAGCAACAGAGCGCCGGCGCCAUCGAAAUCUACAACCGGCUCACUCAGAGGCGUCCCGAGUGGGCCGCCGCUCUUCAAGCGCUAUUGCAGGCAGACAAUACCGACUUUCGGAUAUACAGCCUAGCGGCGAACUCGCCAGCCAUGGUCGGUUCGCCCGCCCAAAUCAACCUGUCCGCCACCGCCUCCGGUGCCCACACAGUCGGCAUUUUCCUCGACUACAUGGAGACCGUCGACGACUUUCUUGAACUUGCCAGUUGGAAUACGUCACUAACCUCUGAAGACAGAACCGUGUUAGAGGCCGUGGUGAGUCUCAAGUGA
Molecule: messenger RNA, 645 nt
Organism: Geodia barretti
Lineage: Eukaryota; Metazoa; Porifera; Demospongiae; Tetractinellida; Geodiidae
Source: the annotation of a GenBank genome assembly